UCUAAGUGGCUGGACUUUGUCCUUGGGGGGGCGCAUUGGAAACGGUGUGGUAAUCACUGGCAUGUCUGGAGGAAGGACACAGGAGACAUCCGUUUUUGUGCUUAGGUCUGCAUUCAGCUUACAGAUGAGUGUAGGCACACACACAUAAACUGAAACCCUGGGACUUGGAUCAACGCACUGUUACUCUUGGGAAAGCCUGUGUGUGCAUUGACCGAGGGAAGUCAAGCGCUUGCAAAUUCUCUGGCUCAGCCGGAGAUGCAUACAUUCACCCUCUCCCUGUGAAAAGACACGCUCGCAGGCACACUUCCACAUGCCAGAGCAUCCGAGCACAGGAGAAAGAAGAGGCAGUGACGGAGCUUUCACACAGCAUUGCACAGAGCCUGAGCCCUCCGUGAGCGGCUUCCUGUCUGUGGUUACUCACUCUUGGAAAAGAGGACGAGGGCAGAGACACCUCCAUUCUCAACAGCCUCUGUCCUACUAACGCACACAGAGGGGGGGUUGCCGGAAUGUCAGGAAAAAGUAACCAUGGAAACCAAUCAGCCCAGUAUAAUGGAGUCCAGACACACAGGUCAUCUCUUCCAGCACCCAUGUUCUCCAGGAAUGAUGUGAGCGUGUGGAGUAUCCUGAAAAAAUGCAUUGGCAUGGAGUUAUCAAAGAUUGCCAUGCCUGUGGUACUUAAUGAGCCCCUGAGUUUCCUCCAGCGGCUGGCAGAAUACAUGGAGCACACCUAUCUCAUCCACCAGGCAAAUACUGCUGCAGACUCUGUUGAAAGGAUGAAGUGCAUUGCAGCAUUUGCUGUGUCGGCUGUAGCAUCGCAAUGGGAGAGGACAGGGAAGCCCUUCAACCCGCUACUGGGGGAGACGUAUGAACUGAUCAGAGAUGAUUUGGGCUUCAGGUGGGUGUCGGAACAAGUCAGCCACCACCCUCCGAUCAGUGCCUUUCACGCCGAAGGCCUCCGGGAGGACUUUGUCUUCCAUGGCUCCAUAUAUCCCAAACUCAAGUGCUGGGGGAAGAGCAUCGAAGCCGAGCCAAAGGGAACUAUCACACUGGAGCUUCCCAAAUAUAACGAAGCCUACACUUGGACAAACCCCACCUGUUGUGUACACAACAUCAUUGUCGGUCAGCUUUGGAUCGAGCAAUAUGGCAACGUGGAAGUGAUCAAUCAUAAAACCGGCGAGAGAUGUAGCAUGACAUUCAAACCCUGUGGCCUCUUUGGAAAAGAGCUCCAUAAAGUUGAGGGUUACAUCCUUGAUAAAAACAAAAAAAAGCUUUGUGCUAUUUACGGCAAAUGGACUGAAUGCCUCUAUAUUGUUGAUCCUGCAACUUUCGAUGCCUACAAAAAGACAGAUAAAAAGAAUUCAGAAGAAAAAAAGAGCAACAAAGAGUCUCGCAACAGCGUUGACGAGGAGCCAGAGGAGAUGCCUCCACCUGAUGCAGAGACGGUGCAGGUCAUCCCCGGCAGCGAGCUCAUCUGGAGGAUAACGCCUCGACCAGAAAAUUCCGCAAAGUUCUAUGCAUUCUCCACCUUCACCAUGCAACUAAAUUAUCUGGAAAAGACCAUGGAGGGGGUCCUUCCUUCCACAGACAGUCGCCUCAGACCUGACAUCCGUGCCAUGGAGAAUGGAGAUAUAGAUCUUGCGAGUGCAGAGAAGAAGAGACUUGAAGAAAAACAACGGGCGGCCAGAAAAAAUCGGUCCAAAUCAACAGAGGAAUGGAAAAUCAGGUGGUUUCAGCAAGGACCCAACCCACACAACAAAGCUCAGGACUGGCUCUACUUGAAAGGAUAUUGGGACAGGAAUUACAGUCAGCUGCCUGAUAUCUAUUAAAACAAAAACAUGCACAUAUGCAUUUGGAUUUCUGUCUGUUCCACCUCUGGACUCCAUUUUCUGCUCUGGGAAUUCCACUCACAAUAUUUGCAACAGCAUAAAGGAGUCUGCAUAGAACAGUGGUGUGUGGGGGGUUCAGUUUUAAGAAAAACAUGCUGAGCAAUGCAGUAACACACUGUUUGAACCAAGAGGCAUAUGAUUUAUCUCUGAACAAUAAAGCACAAUUCACAUUGUUUGUUAAUACUUAUGUAGUGUAUUAGCAUGUAGUGAAAAAACUAGAAUGUAUUGGAUAUGUUCCACAUUAGGUGGAGUGCUUAAACAGCAACCUCAGAUUAAUUGUUGUCAUUUAGCCCCUCCGUCAUGACAACAUUAGACUCAUCAGUGUCAGACUAGUGAUUAAUAUAGUUUUAAUACUGUUGCAUGAAUACUAUCAUGCAAUUCACAGUUUUAAAAUGGAACAUUUGGGUAUUUUUGCCUUUUGCUUUCACAAAGUGGUGUAAUUUUUUAAUAUUUAAUGGAAUGUGUUAGAAAUAUAUUUGAUGGCUUCUUUGAAAGACCACUAUCUUUGAUUGUAAAUCUAUGUCAAAUUUCUGCUAAGACAUCUGCUAGAUUGGAUCUGAUAAGUGCUGUCAAAUACCAUGGCAGUUAGAUAGUAAAAAUAUUUAGAAUUAAGCUAUUUAACUAUGUGUUGUAUAGAUAUGAAUAUGGAUUAACAGUCUUUCAAAUCAGGUCAAGAAUUUUUUCUCACUAUACUAAUGCAGAGAAACUGGUCCUGCACUAAUAGAUUUGCGUGUGUGUGUGUAUGUGAAGUUUUUGCCAUAGAUCAUAUAUUUAUAUUCUUAGUGCUAAGUGCAUUGAUUUAUUUUAAAUUCAUCUAUCAAGAUAAGUGCAUGUGUGUAGCUAAAACUAUGCAAGCCUUACCUCCCACAAUCUAGCACUGAACAUUGUUUUUCAUGUUACCGAUAGCUGCUACAUGUAUACUGUAUGUUUUAGUUGUGUUUUUUCUGAUCUCUCUCUUUUGGGUAUCAAAACAGAAUUUCUAUUGUUGCUAAAUAAAAGCUUAAUGUUUAAGAUUUUCUUUCUAAGUUUACUAUUUUUUUAGAAGUUGUG
This is a messenger RNA of Menidia menidia (Atlantic silverside), 2936 nucleotides long. NCBI's taxonomy places the organism in Eukaryota, Metazoa, Chordata, Actinopteri, Atheriniformes, Atherinopsidae. The record is from the annotation of a GenBank genome assembly.